GCCCCGGCCUGCGGCCCGUCCCCGCCGCUGCUCGGGAAAGCCGGGGAGGCGCGGGGGGGGGGGGCCGGGCAGCCCCUCUGAGCGGCCCGGCUCGCGUUCUCCCCGCAGCGGCGGGACCCUCGGCGGGGCCGGCGAGCCCUUCUCCGUGUUAGCGCUGCCCCCGCGGGCAGCCCUGCGCCGGCCCGGCGCCCGGGGCGUGGAGCGGGCGCUGGUGCUGCCCGAGGACGACCCUCCCGGGCCGGGCCUGGGGGGCUGCCCCGCGGGGCCGGGCUCCCGGCGUGCCGAGAGCCGCUAGCCGGGGCUGGAUGGGGAGCUUGCUGCUCCUCGGCGUCGUUCCUUUCAGCGGCGGCUGGCUUUAUUGUUUCUGCCUUGCCUAGGAGCUUCUUGCAGACGUCUGUGUCGUGUUGUGCCUGUGCCAUGUUAGUUUCUAUAUCCCACCUCAGCUGUGUCUUGCUUUCUGAAGCUGUAGUGCUAUUAAUAAAUAAAUUUGGUUUUAAAUAUAAGAUUUUUAGGGAAAUGUGGCUUUAAUUCGUGUCCAGAGGAUUUAUUGGCGCAUGAGUUGGCAGUGGGCUGCCCUGUUGUAGGAGCCUGCUCGGCCUGGCAGGCCCUUUCUGUGUGGGGGAUUGGCACUGUUGAGCUGCCCCGGUGUGUAGUUGGCCUCUCUGGCUCUGUUGGUAGAAAAAGACUUAAUGUGGAAAUUAGUUGUUCGCCUGGUGUGGCAUGCCUAAACCUGGGACAAUAUUCAUUUAUUCUUACUGUGGUCUUAGGAGUCCUAAAUGGCCUUUAACUAUGUAAUCUACCAAGUGGAAAACGAGUUGGAUUUGGAACGAAAGCAAAAUGGCUCGAGGACGCAAGAGCAAUAGCAUCAAACAGAGCGACUUCACUAACAGCACCAAUCCUCAGGAUUUAGAGAGAAGACUUUUUGUCGGCAAUUUGCCCACAGACCACAUGACUCGUGAAGAAAUGGAAGAGAUAUUUUCAAAAUAUGGCAAAAUCAGGGCCCUCAGCAUGUACCAUGGCUAUGGGUUCGUGCAGUAUGACCGUCUAGAAGAUGUCCAGGCCGCUCUGGACGGUGAGAAGGGUCGCCUUUAUAAAGGGUAUAGAUUAGAUAUUAAAAAAGCAGUGGAAAGAAGAAAUAUGAAUAAGGCUUCAUCAAGGUCCAGUCCGGCACGAAGAGAACCGUAUGCCUACGGGGAUGGCCGAGAUGCCAGACGUGACCGCUCCCCUCUCCGGGGGAGCCCACGGAGAGACCCCAGAGAUGGCAGGGAUGGUAGAAACGGGCGAGAUUCCAGAGACACUCGAGACAUUCGAGCUAGAGACAUGCGUGACACCAGAGACCACAGGGACCCACGGGACCUGCGAGACCCACGGGAUAUCAGGGAUCCAAGGGACUUGCGGGACCCUCGUGACGUUAGAGAUCUUCGUGACCCACGGGAGCCACUGUACGAUCGAUACAGGGAUCCAUGGGAUAUGAGAAAUCCGCGGGAUGUGAGGGAUCCACGGGAUAUGAGGGAUCCACGGGAUAUGAGAGACCCUCGGGACCCUUUGUACAGACGAGAUGAAGCUUACGACCGUUACCUUCGCCUUGAGGACUACUAUCGGCGGAAGGACGACUCUUACUAUGACCGUUACAAAGAGCAUUUUGACAGAGCACCAGUGAAUUCGGAAGACCGUCUGAAGCGUGAGGAGCGGCGCCGAGAGGAGCUGUAUCGUCAGUACUAUGAGGAAAUCAAGAGACGUUUUGAUGCAGAGAGACCUGUGGAUUGUUCUGUGAUAGUGGUGAAUAAACAGACAAAGGACUACGCGGAGUCGGUGGGGCGGAAAGUGCGGGAUCUGGGCAUGGUAGUGGACCUGAUCUUCCUCAACACAGAGAUGUCACUGACGCAAGCCCUGGACGAUGUGAGCAGAGGCGGGUCUCCUUUUGCCAUUGUCAUCACCCAGCAGCAUCAAGUUCACCGCUCUUGCACUGUUAACAUCAUGUUUGGCACCCCGCAAGAGCACCGCAACAUGCCCCAGGCUGAUGCCAUGGUGCUGGUGGCGAGGAAUUACGAGCGCUACAAAACAGAGUCACGGGAGAAGGAGCGCGAGGAGAUCGCCCGCCAGGCUGCCAAGAUGGCAGAUGAGGCUGUUCUGCAGGAGCGGGAGCGCCCACCCGCCGCGGAGGAGGGCGCCAGGGGAGGUCACCCCCCAGGGAUUCAGACUCUCUUGAACCUGCUGGCAGACAAUCGCUAUCUCACCGCCGAGGAGACUGAUAAAGUAAUUAAUUACUUGAGAGACCGGAAGGAGCGGUUGCUGAGGGGAGGCAGUGACUCUCUGCAGGCGUCCAUGUCAAGACAGUCUUUGGGGGCACCUUCAGGAUCAUCACUGGGUAGUCAGUCCAGCCUUCCAAGCUCUCAGGCUCAUCAGGGUUCACAGCCUUUGGUCUCUGCUCCUUCUGUUCCAGUGUCCUCGUCUAAUCCUCAGCAGGAGCUUCAAGCAAAAAUCCUCAGUCUCUUCAACAGCGGGGCAGCAGCUGCGGUAGCAAACAGCAGCUCUGCAGCCUCUGCGGGCCCUUCGGGCAGCGCUCCGAACCAGAACUUUGCAAACAUGGCCAGUGGGCAGGCCCGGCCAGCACAGAUGAGCGCUGGAAAUUUAAACCAGGCUCAGCAGAGAUUGCAGACUCCAAGCACGCAGCUUCCUGCUCUCCAAGGCCCUUCAAGAAAUGCAGGUCCAAGACCUGGAGCUCCUCCACAAGCUCAGCCACUCUAUGGUCAGCACCAAAAUCGCCUCCCUGCACCUGGCAAUGUACCUGCUCAAAGGCCAGUAUCUUCUGGUAUCAACUUUGACAACCCCAGUGUACAGAAAGCCUUGGACACCCUUAUCCAGAGUGGUCCCGCACUCUCCCACCUGGUGAGCCAGACCGUGGCCCAAGGGCGAGCAGGGUCCUCAGCCCAGCAACCUAUGGGCUCCUACCAGCGACACUAUUAAAGCUGAGCUGUCAGGCCCUUUCCCCUUCCCUUUGCCAUUCCAUACUCAUAGCUGUUUAAACAGUCUCCUACCCUUGACACAGGCCAAGUGCCCCUGGAUAUGCAUGUCCUCUCCACUUCGGCGAGAGUGUACCCCCAGCGGCAUUGCUGCUGACUGUGACUAGCGCUGCCCGUCCUCACCUUGGUCUGGUUAGCAGUGUUUGGAGAAGUAGGCCCUGUUUUCUCAGUGGCAUGAUGUGCUAAGAGCUGCUUUGGAUAAUCGGUUGUUUUGUCUGGUCCGGGAAGCUGCUGCAAUGACAGCCCUCCUGCGUUUUCCUCACCCCCAGAAGCCGGUGCGUCUUCACAGUGUGAUGCAGUCUGGUCUCGCUGAAUGGUCUUAGCAUAGUUUAAUGGUUAGUGGUUUUGAGGAAAUACGGGGCUGCACAGAGCGGGACACUGACUGGGCCUUCUUGGAGACCCACCUUUUUGGAAUGGGCACUACUUUUCUUUGGAUUUCUUUUUUUAUUUCUUUUGUUAAUGUCAUAUAAGCCUGUUGGAAAGUACAGUGGUAGCGCUAGCAGCUGAACUCAUGAAGCACAUGCCUGACCACUACUCAGUGACCCAGGACUGUGCCGUGUGGCCCGUCUCUGGCUGGACUGUCACAUCCUGGCAGAGCGAGGCGGAGGCGCGCUCCUCACCUCACCCAGCUCACGGAGGCUGCCGGCUGUGCUCUGAGUACUGUGGCAGAAAUGAAACACGAGAGCUUCCAGCCAAGGCAGGGACUUCAAACGGUCUGUCAAUCUUCCUACACCCAAGUAGUCAGUGUUAAGAUCAGUCUGCUAAAUUUGGCAUAUAAAUUUCCUUUUCUUACAAUCUUGCUUUGGGAUGGUUGGCUACUGUAGCCCAACAGCUCAGCCGCAGCCCCACUGACGUGGUGCUGGCCCUCCCUCGGGAACACCUGCAGCCGGUUACCGGGUGGUGAACGUCUACUCUCUGCAACUUCAUCUCACUACUGAUUGGUGUUUUGUCCAUCUAAGGUGGAGAGGCAGUGCCAAGAUGCAAUACCAUAAUUUUAUACAUUUUUUUCAACACUUUGCUAGCUGCAGCGGACAGUUGAGUGGAAAAUCGGGCCGUGAUUCUUCACCGUGUUUUUAAGCAGUAACAUGAUUUGAUACCAGAACACAGAACAUCUCUUAACUAUGUGGUCCUCCCCGUCACCGCCUUCUUAGAGUCUGUAGGCUUCCUGCAGAGAACUAAGAGAAACUAAGAAAGCAGUGUUCUUGGAGCAGAGGGUUCUCUUUGUUCUUUGUCCCAGGUGGUUUGUGUUGUAGCAUUUUUUUUUUUCUCUGUGCUGUUAACGAGAGGACAUUACUUUCUAAUAAAAAGGCAGGAAAAAUG
Molecule: messenger RNA, 4343 nt
Organism: Tyto alba (common barn owl)
Lineage: Eukaryota; Metazoa; Chordata; Aves; Strigiformes; Tytonidae
Gene: NCOA5
Product: nuclear receptor coactivator 5
Exons: 10
Coding region: 838-2967 (709 amino acids)
Biological process (GO): regulation of signal transduction
Cellular component (GO): nucleoplasm
Molecular function (GO): RNA binding
Source: RefSeq, a predicted model, not a curated record